Telopea speciosissima is the source of this 1386-nucleotide messenger RNA. Its product is annotated as pachytene checkpoint protein 2 homolog. Lineage: Eukaryota; Viridiplantae; Streptophyta; Magnoliopsida; Proteales; Proteaceae. Gene Ontology annotation, cellular component: nucleus; chromosome. Gene Ontology annotation, molecular function: ATP hydrolysis activity; ATP binding. The transcript is spliced from 14 exons. Gene Ontology annotation, biological process: meiotic recombination checkpoint signaling; reciprocal meiotic recombination. The record is from RefSeq and is a predicted model, not a curated record. The coding region runs from base 15 to 1379 and encodes 454 amino acids.
AUUCAUUUGGGAAGAUGGGUUCUCCCAUGGCAAUGGAGAUCUCUCUGCAAAAUGCUACUGAGACGGAGCCGUGUGAGACGAACGGUGUACAGGAGUCGGCUUCUCCUCCGUUAUUGACCGACGACAAGGUUCUUGUUUCUGUUGAAGUUUGCUUGAAACCAUCGAGUACCGCUCGGAUUGCGGAUGUACACGCAGCGGUUGAGAGAAUGCUUGAAAAGAGGAGUUUGAGUUAUGUUGAUGGCCCUGUUCCGGUUCCUGAUGAUGAUACAUUUCUCAAAGAAAAUGUAGAACGGAUCCGUAUUUGUGACACAGAUGAAUGGGUAGAGAACCAUGAAAUUCUCUUGUUCUGGCAAGUCAAACCUGUUGUGCACGUCUUUCAGCUUAGUGAGGAGGGACCAGGUGAGGAAUCAAGCGGGGAUGGCCAGCUUUCUAGCUUCAAUGAAUGGAUUCUUCCUGCCAAAGAGUUUGAUGGAAUGUGGGAAAGCUUAAUUUAUGAAGUUGGUCUCAAGCAAAGGUUGUUGCGAUAUGCUGCGAGUGCUUUGCUCUUCACUGAGAAAGGUGUUGAUCCUUUCCUUGUGUCAUGGAACCGUGUCAUACUUCUCCAUGGACCUCCAGGGACUGGAAAAACAUCUUUAUGUAAAGCAUUGGCACAAAAACUUUCUAUCCGUUUUAAUUCCAGAUAUCCACAAUGCCAGCUGGUUGAAGUUAAUGCACAUUCUUUAUUCAGUAAAUGGUUUUCGGAAAGUGGAAAAUUGGUGGCUAAGCUUUUCCAAAAAAUUCAAGAAAUGGUGGAGGAAGAAAACAACCUGGUAUUUGUUGUGAUUGAUGAAGUUGAAAGUCUGGCUGCUGCUAGAAAGGCUGCCUUGUCAGGGUCUGAACCUUCAGACUCUAUUCGAGUUGUGAAUGCCCUACUCACUCAGAUGGACAAGCUAAAAUCCUCACCAAAUGUGAUCAUCCUGACUACAUCAAAUAUAACAGCUGCAAUUGAUAUAGCUUUUGUUGAUCGAGCUGAUAUCAAGGCAUAUGUUGGACCUCCUACACUUCCAGCACGGUAUGAAAUACUGAGGUCCUGUAUGGAAGAACUUAUACGAACCGGGAUUCUAACAUAUCCUGAGGGUCAAGUCAAGCUUCCAAACUAUCCAACCUUGCGGGAAAAGCUGAACACGCCUGAGAUACAGAAGCCUCGUGGCCUACUUUGUCUGUCUAAACAAUUGGUUGAAGCUGCCGAAUCAUGUGAGGGCUUGAGCGGUAGAGCUUUGAGAAAGCUUCCCCUCUUAGCUCAUGCAGCUCUGGACAACCCAUAUUGUCAUGAUCCUGGCAAGUUUUUGUAUACAAUGAUCGAUGUAGCCAAGAGGGAGCUAUCCCAGUUAUCAGAUUGAGCAUAUU